Carlito syrichta (Philippine tarsier) is the source of this 414-nucleotide messenger RNA. RefSeq names its product long intergenic non-protein coding RNA 1835 (gene CLEC4O). The record is from RefSeq and is a predicted model, not a curated record. The coding region runs from base 1 to 414 and encodes 137 amino acids. Lineage: Eukaryota; Metazoa; Chordata; Mammalia; Primates; Tarsiidae. The transcript is spliced from 3 exons.
AUGUUUCCUACCAAGGGCUGGGUGAAGUUUCACAGAUUAACCCUGCAGGGGAGAGACAUCUCAGAAUGGAGUAGGCUAUGGCCAUGGCUGAAGGCAAGGAUAGUGGCUGCAAGGAUCCCAAGGAGUUCUCAGAAUUGGAGACCAGACUUCCCCCCAGGCUGGAGGAAACAGGACUUCCUAACAUCGACUGAACAGGUAACAUCCUGGAUAGGCCUCUUCAAAGAGGACCAAGGAGGCGCCCACAGGUGGACUGAUGGCUCAGCCCUCACCUACAUCAACUGGAACUCCAAGGACCUGAAUGGCAAUGGAGCGGCCCCAGCCUGUGUAAUGAUGCUCCAGCAGGGACACUGGAGUGACUCCUCUUGUGACUCAGAAUCCCUCGUUUACAUCUGUGAGAAGAGGCAGAGCUGCUGA